AUGGCCGACAUCAAGGUUACCGACCAGCAGGUCGCGGACCUGGCGACCAUCCUUCGCGGCGACGGCAGCCUCGACGGCAAGGUCCAGUUUGUCACCGCCAUCAAGUCCGGCAUCAAGCAGCACAAUGUCCCCGAGACCUCGGUGGCCCAGCUAUUCGAUGCACUGCGAGCCGCCGCCACGUCGCAACAUGCCGCCCUCGUCAACGCCGGCUUCACAGCCCUGAACCACCUCCUGACCCGCCUGUCGCGACAGGACCCCAAGAUGCUUAGCAAGGAGGCCGUCCGCACGCUGCCCGUCGUCAUCGAGAAGCUCGGCGACAACAAAGACAAGUUCCGCUCGCUGGCCACGCACUCCCUCGUCACCCUCUAUGCUGUUGCGCCCGUCGAUGUCGAGCGAUUCAUCCGCACUUCGGCUAUGGGAGGAAAGAACCCCAGGGCCAAGGAGUCUGCAAUGGCUUGGCUCUUGCAGAUGCACCAGGAGCAAGGGUUGCCGUUCCGUGGCUAUGUUCCCGUACUCAUGGAGCUCCUUGAAGACGCCGAUGGCAUGGUGCGCGAUGCUGCUAAAGGCACCGUCAUCGAGCUCUUUAGGAGCGCACCCAAUGCAGCCAAGUCCGACCUCAAGAGACAGCUCAAGAACUUCAAGGUUCGCCCUGCCAUCGAAUCGGCAAUUGUAAAAGAGCUCGCUCCCACAUCUGGCCGCCCCGAGACCCCAGCCGAAGCCCCAGCGCCGCCGCCACCCCGUCCAACCCUUUCCGCGAGCGUAUCUUCCGUAUCGCACGAGCGUCCGAUAACCCCCGGCGUCGAUACCAAACCCGAGACCCUUGACCCUCUCUUUGUUAACACGAAUCGCGAACUCGACGACAUCUUUAAGGAAAUGGCGUGGUUCUUCGAGGGCAGAGAGUCGGAGCAGAACUGGCUCAAGCGAGAGGAGUCCAUGGGCAAGCUUCGACGCCUCAAUGUUGGCAAUGCCCCAACCGACUUUGCAGACACUUUCCUCGCUGGACUCCGAGGUAUGCUGGACGGCAUCAUUAAGUCCGUCACCUCUCUACGAACCAGUUUGUCAAAGGAAGGCUGCUGCCUCGUUCAGGAUAUCGCAGCGACCUUUGGCCCCGCCCUUGACCCUAUGGUUGAGCUUCUGAUGCAGACAUUUAUUAAACUGUCUGCCGGCACCAAAAAGAUCAGCUCACAACUUGCCAAUGCCACGGUUGACAUUAUUCUGAGCAGGGUCUCAUACACCCCUCGGUUGAUGCAGCAUAUCUGGAUUGCCUGCCAGGACAAGAACGUUGCGCCGAGGACAUAUUCUACUGGCUGGUUGAUGACUAUUCUCAAAAAGGAGGCCCAGCACAAGAACCAUGUUGAGCACACGGGCGGUGUCGAUUUGAUGGAGAAGUGUAUCAAGAAGGGCCUGAGUGAUGCCAACCCGGCCGUGAGAGAAAAGAUGAGAUCAACCUACUGGGCAUUUUGGGGAGUUUGGCCCGCACGGGCAGAUGUUAUCAUGGAAGACCUCGAUGGGACGGCCCAAAAGCUACUCAAAAAGGACCCCAAUAACCCGAACUCCCCUAAGAAGGGAGAAGCUGCCCCGGUGGCCGCUCGCCCAGGUCUUGGACUGUCGAAGAGCACCAUGGGCACUAGCAAACCCAGCAUAAGGGAGGCGAUGCUCGCGCAAAGGAAGGCGAACCUGGCGGCAAAGAAUAUGCCUGCUCGACCCGGAUCUGCCAUGUCCCAUUUCUCUCCUGUGAAAACGACCUCCAACACCACCACAUCAAGCAAGCCCUCGGGAACCCGCACCCGCCCGGAACCGACGGUCUCCGUGAACGCUGCGGGUAUGUCUGGGGCCCCCAUGCGGCCGACAAGGAAACGGCCGGAUAUCCCAGCUCGCCCAGCGACAGCUGGUCCCUACUCUGUGCGAGGAGGCCACUCGUCGACUGAAGCAGGCAGCCCGGAGAGCAUCAGAUCCAAGACUGUGACGCCGAAGCCUAAAGACACGACGCCUAGGAGGACGGGUCCCCGAACGCGACCCGGCCAUGCGUCUCAUGCCAGCGAGUCUAGCUUGCCUUCGCCCACUGUUGCUCGAUCGGGCACUAAGCCUGCCGCAUCGCCCCGUGUGAGCCCUGCCAAGUUGAAGCAAUCUCGAUCUGCCAUGCUGCCCUCCAGCAGCCCCUCAAAGGCUAACGAGGAUUUCACCCUUGUAGUCCCAAAUGUGGCCAGCCUGAAGAUCUCGCCGCCCCCAGAGGAUGAGCCACCCGCGAGAGAGCCGGUGCCUGAGACUGCCCCUGAGCCUACUCUUGAGCCCGCCGCUGAGAUUAUCCCCGAGACCCCCGCUGAGUCUGUCCCUCAGCCUGUGCCGACGCCUGGAACUCCCGCAUCUAGCGUGAAAGUGUAUGAAGACCCUUUCACCGAUGACCAGGCGACUCCCAAGCCCACUUUCAACAUUCCUGUGCUAGAGGAUAGACCAGUCAACGCUGACGCGGCCACCCUGCUCAACGCAAAUGGGCAGGCUUCCAUGAACGAAGCUUUAUUAGACUCGCCCGAGAAGGCUCGGCAAAGCCUGAGGCUACUAGACAGCGGCAUCGCGAGGAUUAAGUCCCGAACUCUCGAUGUCCAUGGCUUCCGGAAACUGCAGUCCCUGUUGCGUGAGAGCAAGGGUGUCUUCACGGAUGAGAAGUUCGAGGCCCUCCUGAUUGGCCUGUUCCAGUAUCUUGAGGACCCCUUGCCUAGUCUCGCGCCAGAGAAGGCCCAGGAUGUCAAAGCUCAGAUCCUGGCCACCAUCAAGCUCCUUCUCCGCAAGGAGCGAGACAACUUCCAGCCCCAUGUGUCCAAGGGCCUUGAAUCCCUCCUUGAGACGCGCGCUGCGUACGAUACUCGGGCUCAUAUCGUCAGUGGCCUCGAGGUCCUGGCAGAUGAGCUUGUCACCAUUGGCGACGGCUCUGAGAUCGUCGUCGUCCUGACCAAGCGUCUCGAGGGCUGCGAUGAUUCUGCCGCUGAAGACAGCCGCAUCCUUAGCACUGGCCUGCACGUCCUGCGCGCCAUGCUCGAUAAGCGAACGAAUUUUACGCCUACCGACUCGGAGCUUGGCCGGCUUGCCUCCCUGGCAAGUCGGUGCCUGAACUCGGCUGACUCGGGCGUUCGCAUGGAUGCUGUCCAGCUCUGCGUCGCCCUCCACGCCCGCGUCGGUGACGGGCCUUUUUGGGAUUCCCUGAAGGGCGUCAAGGACGACCCUAAGAGCCUAAUCACGUACUACAUCGUCAAGCGGCAGCGCGAGCAGGGCUCCGCAGUCCCCGCCUGA
Molecule: messenger RNA, 3285 nt
Organism: Ilyonectria robusta
Lineage: Eukaryota; Fungi; Ascomycota; Sordariomycetes; Hypocreales; Nectriaceae
Product: clasp N terminal-domain-containing protein
Exons: 4
Coding region: 1-3285 (1094 amino acids)
Biological process (GO): mitotic spindle assembly; astral microtubule depolymerization
Cellular component (GO): spindle microtubule; mitotic spindle midzone; mitotic spindle
Molecular function (GO): microtubule binding
Source: RefSeq, a predicted model, not a curated record